UCCGUUUGAAUAAAAAGGGGGUGUAUAUAUUCUGAUCGAUUACUUCAUUGUCAUAUGCGUCCCAGCAAAGACUUCGCAAAAAGAUGAUCCAUCUUGAAAGAGAGUCUCGUUUUUUUAAACUAAAUAGAAUUCUUCUGCUGGCUAUUGGCCUGUGGCCAAAUCAACAAACGACAUUUUCGCGAAUUCAAUUUUUUCUCUUUUCUAUUAUUUUGUUGACGAGUCUUCUAUUUCAGUAUACACCACUGAUUUCACAAAGAUGUACUCCGGAUUUCGCCAAAAUUUUAUCUUCCGCAACUUUUUUUUCCCUCUUCGUGAUAAAAUAUAUCCUAUUCUCUGUUAAUAUGGAAAAUAUGAAAGAUUUACUGGAACAACUACAACUCAUAUGUAAUGAGUUAAAAGAUGAAAACGAAUUUGAUAUCAUAAACGAAUAUGAAUGCAGUGCCACACGUUUAACCGCUGCACUUACGAUAUGUUCUAUUUCCGGCAUAUUUAUUCUUGCUGUCACUCAAUUUUGGUCGAAUAUACUCGAUAUUAUAUUACCAAUAAACGCAUCUCGACCAUAUUACAUACCACUUCAAGUGGAAUACUUCAUUGAUCAAGAAAAAUAUUCCUCCUGGAUUCUGUUACAUAUUAGUGUAGCGUUUCUCGUCGGAAUAAUUGCAAUGGUAGGAAUAGGAACAACGAUUAUUGCGUAUCUUCAAUACACUUGUGGAAUGUUUAAGAUAGCCAGCUAUCGUAUCGAGCUCGCAAUGAGUAACAACAUGUUACAAAAUAGUAAUGUCAAAAACAAAUUUUCGAUAUUGGAAGGUUUAAUUUGGGCUGUAGACAUUCAUCGACAAGCUAUGAAUCUGUCCACUAAUAUACAAUUAAAUAUUGAACCGAUGGUAUGCUGUUUAAUAAUAUUUGGAGUAGCCUCGAUGAGUCUCAAUAUGUAUCAAAUUUUUCAGAUUAUAUCUGCAGAUGAUAUAUCUUUAUAUAAUGUCAAGGAAUUAAUAAUACCCUUAUUAUAUGCAAUAAUUAUUUUCUUAUAUAUGUUGUUAUCUAAUUGUAUUGGUCAAUAUAUAACGGAUCACAAUCGCGACAUAUUUGUUACGGUAUAUAACGUUCAGUGGUAUAUAGCUCCCUUAUAUAUACAGAAAAUAAUAUUAUUCCUGUUACAAAGAAAGUCCAGAGAUUUUGUGUUGAAUUAUGCCGGAUUAUUUGUCAUAUCUCUAGAAUUUUUUGCCACGCUAGUCAAGGUCUCAGUGUCUUACUUUACAGUUAUAUAUUCUGUACAAUGAUGAGUUUGAAUCAUAUAUGACAACA
This is a messenger RNA of Camponotus floridanus (Florida carpenter ant), 1305 nucleotides long. RefSeq lists its product as uncharacterized. Gene Ontology annotation, biological process: sensory perception of smell; detection of chemical stimulus involved in sensory perception of smell. The coding region runs from base 84 to 1280 and encodes 398 amino acids. Lineage: Eukaryota; Metazoa; Arthropoda; Insecta; Hymenoptera; Formicidae. The transcript has 9 exons. Gene Ontology annotation, cellular component: plasma membrane. The record is from RefSeq and is a predicted model, not a curated record. Gene Ontology annotation, molecular function: odorant binding; olfactory receptor activity.